Molecule: messenger RNA, 1590 nt
Organism: Exophiala bonariae
Lineage: Eukaryota; Fungi; Ascomycota; Eurotiomycetes; Chaetothyriales; Herpotrichiellaceae
Exons: 2
Coding region: 1-1590 (529 amino acids)
Biological process (GO): transmembrane transport
Cellular component (GO): membrane
Molecular function (GO): transmembrane transporter activity
Source: RefSeq, a predicted model, not a curated record
AUGAAUAUCGAGAAAUCCAAGUCAGACGCUGAGGCUGUGGGCAUAGCCAAGAUUGAUUCCACAGCCGGGGAGUCUGUGCGUACUGGCGAAGUGAAGCCAAAGGUACACUUCAACCUCCUCACAACGUUCGGAGUCCAAUUCUCAGUCACUGCUACCCCAUUGGCAUUGGGAACCUAUACUUCUCUCACAAUUGGCGUUGGGGGUUCAGCGGGAUACUUUUGGGGCUUCAUCUUUGUUGGCGUUUUCCAACUCAUAACCUGCCUGGCUGUCGCAGAGGUCGCGUCUGCUAUUCCCCAUUCUUCUGGACCGGCACAUUGGGUCAUUAUUUUAGCUCCGAAAAGAUAUAGCCGACUCCUGGGCUACAUCAUGGGCUGGGUCACAAAUUGUGCCUGGUUCUGCAUCUGUUGUUCUUCCAAUCUAUAUAUGGCUCAACUUAUCUUAGCAAUUGUUCAGGCCAAUCAUUCUGAUUAUAUUGCCACGGCAUGGCACACAUACCUUGUCUACGUGGCAUCUGCUUUUCUCACCCUGGGCAUUAACCUUCCCAGACUGUUCAAGUCUCUCAACGCCCUCUUGGCGGCGGGUAUUUUCUUAAUCAAUGGAACAAGCCUUUACCUCCUCAUCGGCUUGUUGGUUCGCGCUCAGCCAAAACAAAGUGCACAUGAUGUCUUUCUAAAAUUCAUCAAUGAGACUGGUUGGAAAUCCAAUGGGACGGUCUUUUUCAUUGGCCUACUACCAGGCAUGGCUUCUCUUGCUGCCUUUGACAAUGCCACUCACCUUACGGAUGAAGUGGAGCGUCCAACAAAACAAAUACCUCAAGUUCUCAUCGGGUCAUUCCUGUUGAGCUUUUUAACGGGCUUGCCUAUGAUCAUGGUCUAUCAGUUCUGCAACGUUGACCCUCUCAGCCUCCUUACACCGGUGGGCGGUCAACCAAUCGUUCAACUAAUGAUCAAUGCCUUUCGGUCUGACGCCAUGUCGAUAAUAGGGACUUCACUCACACUUUCUUGCCUUUUCAUCGCCGAAAGCUCGUGCUUAUUGAGCUGGUCGAGAUUAUAUUGGUCAUUUUCUCGUGAGGGCGCAUUACCAUUUUCGAGAACUAUGGCUAAGCUGGAGCCCAUCGAUAGUCUUCCGCUGAAUACUCUUCUCUGGAACACAUUUUUGAUUAUCGCUCUGGGAGCUAUUAGUGUUGGAUCUCAAACUGCGAUGAAUGCAUUUCUUGGAAGUGCUGGUAUCUUGACAAUAUCAUCCCUAGUCACGACCUUUGGGCUUGUCAUCUAUCGUGGGUCACAUAGUCUUAACCCCGAGCGAUGGUUCAACCUCGGCCGAUUCUCGACGCCCAUCAUGUGGAUCAGUUGUCUCUGGUCAGUGUUUAUUUCGGUCUGGCUAUGCAUGCCACUUUAUGUUCCUGUCACUCCGGAGUCAAUGAACUAUACAUCGGUUGUUUUUGUAGGCUUUAUCGCACUUUCAGGCAUAUAUUGGGUCUUGGCCUAUUCCAGGGAGGGUGUCAUGCAACACUAUCAUGAAGGGCAAGACUCCCAGCGCACACAUAAUGCUCCGGUUAUCACUAAAGCGAUGGAUGAGGAGAGCGCAUAG